AUGCCCAUGGCCCUCUGCCCUAAGAGUGGAAACUGCCUCUCUACACUCAGCCAGAAUUCACUCAGUGUCUGUGAUGUGAACCUCAGUCUCAAUGUGGAGUCAGACGUCAUACCAAUGAACUGGUCCUCCUCUGCAGAGCUGAAACCACUGGGUGAGGAGCCCUCUAAUAAGGAGUCUGGUCUAUUGAUGAAGAGGCUAUCACCUAACAGCACCACCCUAUGGUACGCAGGCCUGGAACGUAAAGUGGAACUUUUGGCUGAUGAUUCUUUCGAUAUCUUGCUGCCCAAUGUAACGGCUGUUGAUAGCGGGAGGUACAAGUGUCUCCUGGCAGCACCUGUAGGAGAGCAGAACCAGCAGGGCCAGGUUCACCUCAGAGUGACAGGUUGCCUUUACAAUAAGUCCACAGACCAAUCAGAAAGCAAUACCAUCCUAGUUCUUUCCAUUGUGGGGCUUGUGGCAGCAUUGCUGAUAUUCACCAUCAGCUAUGUAACCGUUAUGAAUAUGUUACCACCAAGGAUCAAGAAGAAUCCACAAGAACAACUUCUAGAUGCACCCUUUGAGAAGAAGGAUUUCAUGUUGAUCUACACACUGGGGCCAAACUGGUCAGGACAGGCUUCCAAAAAACAUGUCUGUGUGUGAGACCCUGUUCUGCUAGUUUGGGCACAUUGUAUACUUGAAUGAGGAAAGGCAGAGAAAGAGUAGUGCACUUUUGAAGCUGAGUAAGGAGCCAAAGAGCUUACACAGAAUGAAAGUUAAAGUGAGAGCUUAGUCUUUAAAAUAAAAGAGAGACCACGGCUCCCCACCCAUUAUAGAAUCAUUAAGUUAGUAAGUGGUGGCUAAAAUAAGAGAGGUAAUUAUGACAAAAAAAUAAUAGGGUGUGAGAGAGAUUAAAGUAGAUGUCACACGUCAAAAUUUGAUGGAUGACCCUAUGUGAGCCUAUGUGACCGCUAUGUGAACCUAAGGGGCUGCCUGUCAGGACAUUCUGAUGGUUAGGUGGGGGUCUUUGGGUAAGGGUCCAGUUGUCAGGUCAACCGGUAAUGAUUUAUGACCCCAGCCUGAUUUAUGACCCUAUGUAAUGAUUUAUGACCCUAUGUCCUGUUGUAGCAGGCAUGCCCAUAUUUGGGCUUCCGGUCAGGACAUCCUGGCCGGGGUGGGGGUCUUUGGGGUAAGUGUCAAGCUGUCAAUGUCGUAAAUCAAAAAAAGAUCAUGAUUUAUGACCCUAUGUAGUGAUUGAUGCCCCAAUGGUUUGUAGAAGGGGGGCAUGCCCAUAUUUGGGCUUCCGGUCAGGACAUCUUGAUGUUUAGGGGGGCUUUUUGGGUAAGUGACCAGGUGUCAUGUCAAACUGUUCCUGGAUGUCUAGUGUUGGGGGUUGUUAAUGAACAUUUCAAAGAGGCUGGCUUUGCAGAAGCCUUAUAAAGCCCCAAAACAAUGCAUGUUUAAGAUUGUACAAGAUAAACCCCUUGAAUAUUAAACAAAAAUGACACAUAUGCCAAUUUAUGGUAUGUUAUGCUCGGCUUGUCAUGAACCCAGUGAACAAAGCAUUGAGGAAGUUCUGUGUGAAGCUCCAGAAUGUUUUAAAGGAUUUUUGGGUACGAGUGAGGGCCACAUGUCUUACAUAUUCCAGCCGGAGGAUUCUACGGUAAAGAUCUUCAACGCCAGUGGCCCCAAACCCGUUUAUCCGGCAAAACCUGGGAGUUUUUCUCCUGCUCUGGGCAUGAGAGAAUGGCUAAACAUCAGGCUGGCUCUUUGUAAAAUUGAACAGGUCCUGAGUGGCACAGCUGUGCCUGGCUAUGCGUUGGAAGAACAGGUCUUCGGACGCAGUGAUCUCAAGGCUCUAAGAAUUGCUUCAAUGGACUAUAACCCUGACAACAAAGUGACAAUUUUAGCCUGUGAAGUUUAUGAUGCGGGUAAUGCUACAAAGUCUGUCAAUUCUCCAGUAGCAUCCAGAGCAUGCAAAGAUGUCAACUUUUUUAUUCCUGUGUUUAGUUUUAAAUGGGUGGAUUAUCCAAUUUUCAUAACACUUAUGAAUGAGCUGGACAUUCUCUUCAAAAAUCGCGAACAGUUAAGGCGCUGGCCUCGACUUUUCUUGAGACAUAACCAGGACCAAAAGGCCCGACGUAGGAUGUACCCCCGGAGUGAAAACUUACCCAGUGUUGAUGAGCCUGCAAAGAGAUCCCGGCAUUUUGAUGACCAACUGGACACUGACAAUGGGGGGUGGUUGCAUCAGAUCCCUGGAUCUGUAAGAAAGGCUUCGUAAAAUACCUUAAGAAUGUAACGCUAUAAAAUGUAUGUACUAAAUAUUUUGAAUGAAAUAAAUGGUUUUAAAAGCAGAA
Salvelinus fontinalis (brook trout) is the source of this 2333-nucleotide messenger RNA. RefSeq lists its product as uncharacterized. The record is from RefSeq and is a predicted model, not a curated record. The transcript has 4 exons. The coding region runs from base 1 to 639 and encodes 212 amino acids. NCBI's taxonomy places the organism in Eukaryota, Metazoa, Chordata, Actinopteri, Salmoniformes, Salmonidae.